Molecule: messenger RNA, 2788 nt
Organism: Onychostruthus taczanowskii (white-rumped snowfinch)
Lineage: Eukaryota; Metazoa; Chordata; Aves; Passeriformes; Passeridae
Gene: ADRA1A
Product: adrenoceptor alpha 1A
Exons: 2
Coding region: 604-1998 (464 amino acids)
Biological process (GO): regulation of vasoconstriction; regulation of cardiac muscle contraction; cell-cell signaling
Cellular component (GO): membrane
Molecular function (GO): alpha1-adrenergic receptor activity
Source: RefSeq, a predicted model, not a curated record
AGCUCUGACUGACAGCCUAAACCCUGGAUGGGGAGUGAUGGCUAUCUCAAACAAAAUUGCUGAGCAGACACAGCAGCAACCUCCACCCAGUCAGGUUUCUAAGCCAUUUUUAAGGCAGAAUCAGGACUAACACCAGGCAAUUAAAAGCAUCAGUGAUUUCCUCUCAGGAGAAGCUAAAUUGGAGACCCUUUGGAAUAUUAAUUUUCCUUAAAUACAGAACCUUCCCCAAAAGACAGAAUUUAUUUUAACCUGCAGCUCCAGUAUUUCUCAUCACAUAGCCCUGGAAAGUGGGACAAACAGCCUCAGGUUUUUGUAGCCCCACUUGUGCACGCCAAAGAAAAUGCAGAAUGAGUUAAAUUUGACUAGGAACUUGUGAGUAUCAACCAUGUUGUUCUGGUGAAAGCUUAGGAGCAAGGGUAGGUUUUCUAAUAUGUUUCUGGAUCUUUCUCAUUGCUGCCGGUGCUGCAGUUCUAAAACAUUCUUCAAAACUCUUUUCCCCAGCAAGGCUAAGCAAAUGUUGCCUAUAGGACCUUCCUGAUCUUGUCACUGUUCCUGCCUGGAAAGGGGGUGAAGUUCAGCAGCCUCACAUGGACAUUACCAGCCAUGGCUUUCCUCCCUGGGAACUCCUCCGAGUGCUCCAACUGCACCCACUCUGUGGAGCCUGUGAACAUUUCCAAGGCCAUCUUACUGGGUGUUAUUCUAGGGGGGCUGAUUGUUUUUGGGGUUUUAGGUAAUAUCCUGGUUAUCCUGUCCGUAGCCUGCCACAGACACCUCCAGAGUGUCACCCACUAUUACAUCAUCAACCUGGCUGUAGCUGACCUUCUCCUGACUUCUACCGUCCUGCCCUUCUCAGCUACCAUGGAGAUUUUGGGUUACUGGGUCUUUGGGAGGAUCUUCUGCAACAUCUGGGCAGCUGUUGAUGUGCUUUGCUGCACUGCUUCCAUCAUGAGCCUCUGCAUCAUCUCCAUUGACCGAUACAUCGGGGUUAGCUACCCACUGAGGUACCCCAGCAUAGUGACAGAGAGGAGGGGCCUCCUGGCCCUGCUGUGUGUCUGGGCACUGUCCCUGGUCAUCUCUAUUGGGCCCCUUUUUGGCUGGAAGGAGCCAGCCCCAGAGGAUGAGACUAUCUGCCAGAUCACCGAGGAGCCUGGCUACGUCUUGUUCUCAGCGCUGGGCUCCUUCUACCUCCCCUUGAUCAUCAUCCUGGUGAUGUACUGCCGGGUCUAUGUGGUGGCCAAAAGGGAAAACAAAGGGCUGACCUCUGGGCUGAAAACAGAGAAAUCCUAUUCCGAGGAGGUGACCCUCCGCAUCCACCGCAAAAACAUACAUGGUGCAAGCGGAUCUGCACCCAACCCCAAGAGCAAGCACCACUUCUCUGUGCGCCUGCUCAAGUUCUCCAGGGAAAAGAAAGCUGCCAAGACCCUGGGAAUAGUUGUGGGAUGCUUCGUUCUCUGCUGGCUCCCAUUUUUUGUAGUAAUGCCUCUUGGCUCUUUCUUUCCUGCAAUCAAACCCCCGGACACACUUUUUAAAAUAACAUUUUGGCUGGGUUAUUUAAACAGCUGCAUCAACCCCAUCAUCUAUCCAUGCUCAAGUCAAGAGUUCAAGAAAGCGUUCCAUAACGUCCUGAGAGCUCAGUGCCUCCUGAGGAAGCAGCCAGCAAUGAAGCAAACCCCCAGCUUCAACCUCAACCAUCCUGCAGGCCAGAGCAUGGAGAGUGGCAAAGGGGUGGUCCGGAUCCCUGUGGGAUCAGGAGAAACUUUCUACAAGAUUUCCAAGUCAGACGGGGUCUGCGAGUGGAAGAUCUUCUCCGCCGUGCAGGGCGUGCCCACCAAAAAUGCCAUUUCCAAAGACUGCACAGGUGCCAAAGCCAAGAGCAAAGGGUUCCUGCAGGAAUGCUGCUGUGCAGGCACUUCAGGGAGUCUCGUCCAUGAGAACUGCAAAGUGCCGACCAUUAAAAUCCACUCAAUCUCCCUGAGUGAGAGUGGGGAGGAUGUAUAACCGGCUGGGUGCACCAGGUUGGAAGCUUGGGGGCCUCAUGGGAUGUCACUCUUUUUAUGGGGAAGUAGGAAUAGGCAUGACAGUUGAAAGGAUCCAGGUAUGAACAAGUGAAACAGGGCCAAAUCUUUAGAGGAAGGAUGUCUGUGAGUGCUGGGUGCAUGAAUGGAGCCCCUCAAAGAUAGUGCAUGGCUUCAGUGGAUGUUAUUCUGAGAGUCCAGCAUCUGCCAGGCGUUUCCUUGGCAUUUAAAAGCGUUAUCCCUUUAUUCUCCUCCUUUAAAGGUCACACCGCUCUCAUUUAGGGGCAGUGGAGGAGAAAGUGAGAACCACAAAGACCCUGUGCUGAUUUCAGCCUUGACACUCUGUGGCAGCUCCACCUUCAGAGCCAUUUUGUGAUUCCACCCCUCCCCAUAAAGCCAAACCUCACCUGUGGAUUUCAGUCAACUCCAUUGACAAGGAAAACUUGAUCCAAGUGACUGCACUCCACUAAGCUUCAGAGACCAAGGAGAACUUUUCCUUUUUGUCCUUAUCAGCCUCCCUAAUCUCCAUACCACACCAAACAAAAAUUUGCAUGUGUACUUGGUUUGUUCAGGUGAUCCCUGUGCCUCAAUGCAGGUCUAAUAAAACUCAGAACUAGGUAAGUCCUUAUCAAACAAGGCUCAAAGAACUCAUUUGCAUUCAUCCUUUUGUUUUUCAUCUUCUGAGUCCAUCAGGAACCUGCUGAAAGGCUCAGUAAUUCUUUGCUUGGGUUCUCAAUAGCCAGAUCAGUGCCACAGUCACUGGAAAAACUACA